AUGCCGCCCCUACCCAUCUCCACCGCCACCGUCCUCUCCCACCACCACCACCACCCAAAUCCCACAUCCUUCGACAGCCGCCGCUGCCCCGACCCCUUCUUGCAUUGCACCGUCGUGGUGAUGCUACCCCGACCUCCCUUCCUCGAUGUCCUCUACCGCCGCGACCUCCCCUCCCCUCAAUGCCUAAGUGACCGACCGGUGACUGGUGGUCGUCAGCCCAUAUGCCAUCCCCGGUCCCCUCCGCGUCCAUCCGCCACGCCGCCGCCAGCCCCGGAGCCGCUCGAGUCCCGACCCCAACGCGGUCACCGUCAAUCGGUUCUCCAGCCAUCCAGCGCCACCGCAGUGAGGCUCUCCAGCAGGCAGGAGCGCCCGAGCGCCAGCCGCUUCGCGCCGCCCCUUCUCCGAGCAGCUACGCAGCGCCGCCAGUCGCUAGUAGCUACGCACCCUAAGAGGACCCAUCUCCUCUCCUCGCCACCGGUCUGGGCCACGGGGGAGCCACGCUGCGUAGCCUCCUUCGCCUCUUGGGGCCGCCUGAAGAGCCGAAGAGGAAUCGUUAACAACGCCCUACGCCUGCACAUCUUGGCGAGGACCCGAGGCCAAAUCGCCGCCUACCUUCUCAGCGUCUCCACUCCAUUGGUGCACCGGUGUAGAUCUAGCUGUGGUCAAGCUUCCACUAUGGUUCUAGGUUCCAUCCAGAAAACCUUGUACGAGGUUUUAUCUGUGAGUGAAGAUGCUACAUAUGGCGAAAUCCGUGCAGCGUACAAGUCUGCUGCCCUUAACACACAUCCUGACAAAGGACAUACGACUCUUGAAUCAUCUGUGCCUUCCAGUGAGCUACAAGAAUUUUUGAGCGUGCAGAGAGCAUGGGAAAUCCUACGCCAUCCUGCAUCUAGAGCAGACUACGAUAAGCAGCUGCAAUCAUCCAGGCAGAACAUUGAGAUCAUUGCAUCUGAAAUUGAAAUCAGGGACAUGAUCGUGGAGAGCACUGCUGAUACUGUGGAGUUGCUGUACCCAUGCAGGUGUGGCGAUUAUUUUUCUAUCACUUCGUGUGAGCUUGGCGAUAUGGGGAUUUUGGUCAGUGGAGAUGGAGAAGUAGAACAGCAGGCGUCUGAUUCUUCAUCAGCUUCUGUUGUUCUGGGCUGUGGUUCUUGUUCUCUUAAAGUACGGUUGAUCAUAAAUGAAACUUUGUGAUACAUUUGAACUCUGUUUGUUUGUUGUUCAGCAAUGAUCUGUUAGAUCAAAUGACCACAUAAUCUAUUAAGAAUAUGCCUCUGGUUGUCCUGAAAAUAGUGGGCACUGAGGUUAUUUGUUCUUCUGGGAA
This is a messenger RNA of Setaria italica (foxtail millet), 1321 nucleotides long. RefSeq lists its product as uncharacterized. Gene Ontology annotation, biological process: protein histidyl modification to diphthamide; tRNA wobble uridine modification. The record is from RefSeq and is a predicted model, not a curated record. Gene Ontology annotation, molecular function: metal ion binding. Gene Ontology annotation, cellular component: cytosol; nucleus. The transcript is spliced from 3 exons. Lineage: Eukaryota; Viridiplantae; Streptophyta; Magnoliopsida; Poales; Poaceae. The coding region runs from base 1 to 1191 and encodes 396 amino acids.